CGCCCGGAAGGAGGUAGUAGUGGCACCAGCCUGGGCGAAGGGCAAGACGGUGGCCGAGAGGGUUCUGGGAGGCGGACGGUGGCCGAGAAGGUCCGGCAUGGAGCACCUGGAGCGCUGCGCGUGGUUUCUCCGCGGGACGCUGGUGAGGGCGGCGGUGCGGCGCUACCUGCCCUGGGCGCUGGUGGCCGCCAUGCUGGCGGGCUCGGUCCUCAAGGAGCUGUCCCCGCUGCCCGAGUGCUACCUGAGCAACAAGCGCAACGUCCUCAACGUGUAUUUUGUUAAAGUGGCCUGGGCCUGGACAGUCUGUCUUCUCCUGCCUUUCAUUGCCCUCACCAACUACCACCUGACGGGCAAGGCCGGCCUGGUCCUGAGGCGGUUGAGCACCCUGCUUGUGGGCACAGCCAUCUGGUAUGUCUGCACCGCCCUCUUCUCCAACAUUGAGCACUACACAGGCAACUGCUACCAGUCCCCAGCCCUGGAGGGCAUCAGACAGGAGCAUCGCAGCAAGCAGCAAUGCCAUCGGGAAGGGGGCUUCUGGCACGGCUUUGACAUCUCCGGCCACUCCUUCCUGCUGACCUUCUGUGCACUCAUGAUCGUGGAGGAGAUGGCCGUGCUGCAUGAGGUGAAGACGGAUCGCAGCCACCACCUCCACACUGCCAUCACCACCCUGGUUGUCGCCCUGGGCUUUCUGACCUUCAUCUGGGUAUGGAUGUUUCUGUGCACAGCCGUUUAUUUCCACGACUUGAUCCAGAAGGUGUUCGGCACCUUUUUUGGUUUGCUGGGCUGGUACGGGACAUAUGGGUGCUGGUAUCUGAAGUCUUUCUCUCCAGGACUUCCUCCCCAGAGCUCUAGUUUGUCUUUGAAGCAAGAUACUUACAAGAAAUAAAAGAGAGACACAUGGGGACAAGAGGACAAUGGCUAAUAGACUUCCCAGCUACUUUGUCCAGUGACUGGCUGAACUCUCGGUCCCACUUCAGAGAGGAUGCUUAUUAGGCCCUUUUGUGGUGGGGUGGAGUCUGGGAACCACGUUCAGUCCUCAGACUCUACUGGUGAUGCCACCCAUGUUGCCAGCACCCCAUUCCUGCCAGACACUUCUCUCUGGCAAGACGUGACCUUAAGGCUCAGCAGAGUGACAGCAGACAGCCUCAUUGUGUGGGUCAUGGGGAAACCAGCGCUCCAUGACUCCUUCUGCUGCGGUCUGCCUGGCUGUGAUUCUCUUGAGAGCUCAGUGGCCAUGUGAACGCUGUUCUUUUUUUCUUUUUCUUUUCUUUUCUUUUUUUUUGGUUUUUUUGA
Onychomys torridus (southern grasshopper mouse) is the source of this 1293-nucleotide messenger RNA. It is a transcript of the gene Fitm2, whose product is annotated as fat storage inducing transmembrane protein 2. The transcript has 2 exons. Gene Ontology annotation, biological process: lipid droplet organization; phospholipid biosynthetic process; lipid storage. Gene Ontology annotation, cellular component: endoplasmic reticulum membrane. The coding region runs from base 98 to 886 and encodes 262 amino acids. The record is from RefSeq and is a predicted model, not a curated record. NCBI's taxonomy places the organism in Eukaryota, Metazoa, Chordata, Mammalia, Rodentia, Cricetidae.